GGUGCUUCCCGGCAACAGAUAAAGCUCAUGGUCCAUUUGCAGCCUGAGAAGUAGUCUGCAGAGAUGUCCAUGAAGCGAGCAGACUGCCUCCACCCCUCUGCCCAGCGCAGGAUCAGAGCUUGACUUGAAGCUGUCAUGUUGUCCCCUCCAGCCCCUGCUCAGCCGAGUGAUGCCCAGACCUGUACAUGCUGCCUCUAGGCUUACUUCUCGCUAGCAACACGCUCUCGCUUUCCCUGGGCUGUCUGCGUUGGGAGAAAGCAGCAGGAACGAGUAUGCUGCAAAACGCUAGCCUGGACCCAAAGGCCAGAGUUUUGCAGUGAGGCGAAUUUCUCCUUCCCCGGCCCAGCCGGUCCUUGAGUGGAUAAGCUUCUCAGCUGCUGAGCUCUGGGCACUGAGUUUGUCUGUGCUCAACAGGUCUUGAGGUCCUGGUCUGCAGGCUAGAAGACUGGGGGCUGCGAUGGAAGAGAAUGUGUUCAGUGUGCAGCAGAUACAGCCCAACGUCAUCUCAGUGAGGCUGUUCAAGCGCAAGGUCGGAGGCCUCGGCUUCCUGGUGAAGGAGCGUGUCAACAAGCCGCCUGUCAUCAUUUCAGACCUGAUCCGGGGAGGAGCUGCAGAGCAGAGUGGCCUCAUCCAGGCUGGGGACAUCAUUUUAGCUGUCAAUGGCAGACCCUUGGUGGACAUGAGCUAUGAGACUGCACUGGAGAUACUGAGAAGUAUCGCCUCCGAGACCUACGUGGUCCUCAUCCUGCGGGGCCCCGAGGGCUUCACCACUCAUCUGGAGACCACUUUUGCUGGUGAUGGGACACCAAAAACCAUCCGUGUAACCAGACCCUUGUGCCCGACUCCAAAGGCAGUUGACUUGUCCAACCCUAGCCUGCACAGCAAAGAGCAGCCACUGUCAGGAGCCGACCACACCAUGGGCUCUCUGUGGGCCAGAGAGAUCAGGCGGGAAGUGGAGCCAUUGGUCCAUGUUAACGGUGUUGUUACUGACAAGAAAGGGCAGGACACUGGGAAAGGGAAGGACAGUGCUUGCGGUCGCCCUUGCUUCAACGGUGGUGUGGAAGAUAAUGAACUGCUCAAAGAAAUUGAGCCUGUCUUGGAUCUCCUGAAGAGCAGCAGUAAGGACAGCGAUGGAGGUGCACCCUCCAAGGUAGAGACAAGAGAUAUAGAAGUCCAGGUGGACUGUUUCAGGGAAGGGGAAAAGAAGCCCCAGAAACCCUUACCUGCUCGUAUGGAGAACGACCGCGUCUUUGGUGACCUGUGGGGAAAGAGCAACAUGCCCGUGGUCCUCAACAACCCCUACUCCGAAACAGAGCAGCCACCACCACCAGGGCGGCAGUCCCCGACUAAGAACACAGUGAAUGGAAGUCCUUCCAAAUGCCCACGGUUUGUCAAAAUCAAGAACUGGGAGACAGGUUCUGUACUUCACGAUACCCUGCAUCUCAAGACAGCAAUGGCUACUGCGUGCACUGAGCAGAUCUGCAUGGGCUCAGUCAUGACUCCCAGCCAGCAUGUCCGCAAGUCAGAAGAUAUCAGAACGAAAGAGGAGGUGCUCCUUCUGGCUAAGGACUUCAUUGACCAGUACUAUUCCUCUAUAAAGAGAUCUGGCUCCAAGGCUCACAUGGAAAGGCUGGAGGAAGUGACAAAGGAGAUUGAAGCCACAGACACCUACCAGUUGCGGGACACAGAGCUCAUCUAUGGAGCAAAGCAUGCCUGGAGAAAUGCUGCCCGCUGUGUGGGCAGGAUUCAGUGGUCCAAGCUACAGGUGUUUGAUGCCCGAGACUGCACCACAGCCCAUGGGAUGUUCAAUUAUAUCUGCAACCACAUCAAAUAUGCCACCAACAAAGGGAAUCUCAGAUCUGCUAUCACUAUAUUCCCACAGCGGACAGACAGCAAGCAUGACUUCCGGAUCUGGAACGCCCAGCUCAUCCGCUACGCUGGUUACAAACAGCCCGACGGGACUAUUCUGGGAGACCCAGCAAAUGCAGAGCUGACGGAGAUCUGCAUUCAGCAAGGGUGGAAGGCACCAUAUGGGCGCUUCGAUAUCCUGCCUCUGCUCCUCCAAGCCAAUGGCAAUGAUCCAGAGCUCUUUGAAAUCCCCCCCGAGCUCGUGCUGGAAGUGCCCAUCCGGCAUCCCAAGUUUGAAUGGUUUAAGGACCUGGGCCUGAAGUGGUACGGUUUGCCUGCAGUUUCCAACAUGCUCCUCGAGAUUGGUGGCUUGGAGUUUUCUGCCUGUCCCUUCAGCGGCUGGUACAUGGGCACAGAGAUUGGGGUCCGUGAUUAUUGUGACAACUCUCGCUACAACAUACUGGAGCAAGUGGCCAAGAAAAUGAAUUUGGAUAUGAGGAAAACUUCCUCGCUGUGGAAGGACCAGGCCUUGGUGGAGAUCAACAUUGCUGUCCUGUACAGCUUCCAGAGUGACAAGGUGACCAUUGUGGAUCACCAUUCAGCCACAGAGUCCUUUAUCAAGCACAUGGAGAAUGAGUAUCGAUGCCGAGGAGGCUGUCCUGCUGACUGGGUGUGGAUUGUCCCACCAAUGUCUGGCAGCAUCACCCCUGUUUUCCAUCAGGAGAUGCUCAACUACCGUCUCACACCCUCCUUUGAAUACCAGCCUGACCCUUGGAACACCCACAUCUGGAAAGGGGUCAAUGGGACACCUACUAAGAAGAGGGCCAUUGGCUUUAAGAAGCUAGCAAAAGCUGUGAAGUUCUCAGCCAAAUUGAUGGGGCAGGCCAUGGCCAAGCGGGUCAAAGCAACCAUCCUGUAUGCCACAGAAACAGGGAAGUCCCAGGUCUAUGCAAAAACUCUGUGCGAAAUCUUCAAGCACGCUUUCGACGCCAAGGUGAUGUCCAUGGACGAGUACGACAUAGUCCACCUAGAGCAUGAAACCAUGGUCCUGGUGGUCACGAGCACCUUUGGCAACGGAGACCCACCUGAGAAUGGAGAGAAAUUUGGCUGCGCGCUGAUGGAAAUGAAGAACCCCAACUCCAACCUGGAGGAGAGGAAGAGCUACAAGGUCCGUUUUAACAGUGUCUCCUCUUACUCGGAUGCACGAAAAUCUUCAAGUGACGGGCCUGACUCCAGGGACAACUUUGAAAGCACGGGGCCCCUGGCUAAUGUCAGGUUCUCUGUGUUUGGGCUGGGAUCGCGUGCCUACCCCCAUUUCUGCGCCUUUGCCCGGGCAGUAGACACCCUCCUGGAGGAGCUGGGUGGAGAGAGGAUCCUCCGCAUGGGAGAAGGGGAUGAGCUCUGUGGCCAGGAGGAGUCCUUCAGGACCUGGGCCAAGAAGGUCUUCAAGGCAGCGUGCGAUGUGUUCUGCGUGGGCGACGACGUGAACAUCGAGAAAGCCAACAACUCCCUUAUCAGCAAUGACCGGAGCUGGAAGAGGAGCAAGUUUCGCCUGACCUACGUGGCCGAGGCCCCUGAGCUCACACAAGGCCUAUACAGCAUUCACAAAAAACGAGUCUUUGCAGCCCGGCUUAUAACACGCCAGAACCUGCAGAGUCCAAAAUCCAGUCGUUCAACGAUUUUUGUGCGACUUCACACCAACGGACACCAGGAACUGCAGUACCUGCCAGGGGACCACUUAGGUGUGUUUCCAGGAAACCAUGAAGACUUGGUCAAUGCCUUGAUCGACAAGCUAGAAGACGCCCCUCCAGCCAACCAGCUAGUGAAGGUGGAGCUCCUGGAGGAGAGGAACACAGCUCUAGGUGUCAUCAGUAACUGGACAGAUGAGAACCGCGUCCCACCUUGCACCAUCUUCCAGGCAUUUAAGUACUAUUUGGACAUCACCACCCCUCCCACCCCCCUGCUGCUGCAGCAGUUUGCUUUACUGGCAACCAGUGACAAGGAGAAGAAAUGUCUUCAGGUCCUUAGCAAGGGUUUACAGGAGUAUGAGGAAUGGAAAUGGUCCAAGAAUCCCACCAUCGUGGAGGUGCUGGAGGAAUUCCCCUCUGUGCAGAUGCCCUCUACGCUCCUGCUCACGCAGCUUCCCCUGCUCCAGCCGCGCUACUACUCCAUCAGCUCCUCCCCAGAGAUGUACCCAGGCGAGGUCCACCUCACCGUGGCAGUGGUCUCCUACCGCACUAGAGAUGGUGAAGGACCAAUCCACCAUGGAGUCUGCUCCUCUUGGCUCAAUCGGAUACAGACUGAUGAAGUAGUGCCCUGUUUUGUAAGAGGAGCGCCUGGUUUCCACCUGCCCCAGGAUCCCAAGGUGCCCUGCAUCCUGAUUGGCCCUGGCACAGGAAUCGCCCCUUUCCGGAGUUUCUGGCAGCAGCGGCUUUUUGAAAUGCAGCACAAAGGCUUGAAGCCUUGUCCUAUGGUCCUGGUAUUUGGCUGCCGGCAAUCCAGGAUCGACCACAUUUACAAAGAGGAGACGCUUUUUGCCAAAACCCAAGGUGUCUUCAGAGAGUUGUACACAGCCUACUCCCGGGAGCCGGACAAACCAAAGAAAUACGUGCAGGACGUGUUACAGGAGCAGCUGGCCCAAACCGUGUACAAAGCACUGAAGGAGCAGGGAGGCCACAUCUAUGUGUGCGGGGAUGUCACUAUGGCUGGGGACGUCCUCAAGACCGUUCAGCGCAUUGUGAGGCAGCAGGGCCAGCUGUCAGUGGAGGAGGCAGGUGCUUUCAUUAGCAAGCUGCGGGAUGACAGCCGGUACCACGAGGAUAUUUUUGGAGUCACCCUGCGUACGUAUGAAGUGACUAACCGCCUUAGAUCCGAGUCUAUUGCAUUCAUUGAGGAGAGCAAAAAAGAUACGGAUGAGGUUUUCUGCUCCUAACCGGACCCUUUGGCCCAGAGGGGAUGCCAAACCAGUCCUGCUGCCCCCUCCAGCCGGAGGGCACUGGGUUUUGUAUUGCACGGACACGGCGGCUCCUUUCCCGUGGGGAACUGCCCAUGGAAAGCGCUCUGUCUCUCGUCCUGUUGUUGUGUCCUGAUGAUGAUGAUGAUUUUUAUUUCCUUUUCGUCCUCUUUCUCUUGCUCUCUCUUGUCCUGUGGCGGUUUCUUUUCAUCCCUAUUUCCCUUCCCCAGAUUUCCCCACUGAAGUACGAUGGCUUUAUAAUCCACAGUGGCUCUUAACAAAACUUUACAUUUCUCCUUCUCCCCACGAGGGCAUUUUGCAGCUGCAUGAAACCACCACGCUCGUGAUCAUCCACAGUUUUGGGGUUUUGGGGGAGAGCAGAGGUGGAGGGGGCUGGGUGAGAUGGGGGGUGCACAGACUGGCUAGUUCCUGUUGCUCGACCACAACUGGGGGUUUUUCCCCCACACCCCCAGGGCCCCUCUUCCCCCGGCUCAGGACUUGGCUGAAUCCUUGCAUGGUCUUUGCUUUCCUUUGGACUUAUACAGGCCAGGGCACGUACCCGAGGCCGGAGGUAGAGGAUGUGCCGUGCUCUCAUGCCCAUGGACUUUGUUCAUCCCCAGGCAGCCUGGGUGCAGAAGUGUUUGCUUCGAUCCGAAGGCUGGGCCGUCCCUGAUUCACUGAUUAACGCGUAACGAUUUCACCUAAAUGGGCUCCGUGCUGUGUUUGCCUCCUUCUCCCUUCCUUGUUCCCCAUGAGUCUCUCCCUCUGCCGGUGCCUGCUCCUUUUGCUGCCCUGCUCCUGCUGGUGUGAAAGUCCUCCCACGAGGAGCAAGCCCUGAACGUGCAGGCUGUGUGUGCAGGCAGAGACUGACGGCAAUGACUGCCUGUGCCUCGGGCCGCUCAGCCAGGCUGUCCUCCAAAAGGCUUUACAGGAGACAUGCGAUCUGCAGCGCAGAUGGGGAACAGGUUAGCCAUGAUGCUGGCGGGAGAGAUUCGGGAAUCGGCUGCAUCCUAGAGCUUCGCACGCUGUGAACGCAUGAACCCGUGUCCCGGAGAGCCUGGAAAGCCCCAAGGCUGAGAGAGGAGUGGGUCCGACCCCAGCUGCAAGAGGCACCUCCAGCUAGCGAAGGCCCUUGGGAAGCAG
Struthio camelus australis is the source of this 5944-nucleotide messenger RNA. Lineage: Eukaryota; Metazoa; Chordata; Aves; Struthioniformes; Struthionidae. The record is from RefSeq and is a predicted model, not a curated record.